Messenger RNA from Mus musculus (house mouse), 3991 nucleotides. It is a transcript of the gene Pla2g6, whose product is annotated as phospholipase A2, group VI. NCBI's taxonomy places the organism in Eukaryota, Metazoa, Chordata, Mammalia, Rodentia, Muridae. The transcript is spliced from 17 exons. Gene Ontology annotation, molecular function: long-chain fatty acyl-CoA hydrolase activity; 1-alkyl-2-acetylglycerophosphocholine esterase activity; identical protein binding. Gene Ontology annotation, cellular component: cytoplasm; pseudopodium; mitochondrion. Gene Ontology annotation, biological process: positive regulation of insulin secretion involved in cellular response to glucose stimulus; antibacterial humoral response; phosphatidylcholine catabolic process. Bases 607 to 3468 code for a protein of 953 amino acids. The record is from RefSeq and is a predicted model, not a curated record.
UGACGGCGCGGCGGGGGCGGGGCCUGACGGCCCUUUCCCAAACCUCCUGGUGCCCCUGUCUUGAAUGUCGUCACCUGGACCCUGCUUAGGACCGGCCUCGUGUCUGCGACUCUGAGGCAUGUCCUCCGUUAACUCCUAUCUGGCCUCCUUGAGUGCUCCCGGCUUCUGUCCUUUCAUCCCCUGGCGUCCCCAACUCCCAUCCGGUGACCGCAUUCUUCUCCGUUGCCGCCCUCAGUUUCCCAACUUCCAAAAUCAACCCUUCUCCCAAUUCAUUGCCCGACUUUCACCCUGGACUGUCCACUGUCCCCAGCUCCUCUCUCUGCGCUUCUGAGUGCUCCUGGUUUUCUGCCUCAUUGCCCGAUUUCCCCCACGCCACCUGCUUCCUGCGUCCGUCCCUUUGUGCCCAACCCCUGAGCCCCCAUUUCUAACUCCCUGCUUAUCUUCUCUUGUGCCUCCGGUUUCCAUUUGCUCCCCCGUGUGUUUUUCCCAGUUCUCUAGCCUCCAAUCCUGGGUUCACCUCCAGCUCCCUCCGAUGACCUGGAAGCUGGCGACUAGGAGCCUGUGACCCAGAGGGGCAGGCUGGGUCUCUCCGCUGCCCCACAGAGGAUGCAGUUCUUCGGACGCCUCGUCAACACCCUCAGUAGCGUCACCAACUUGUUCUCGAACCCAUUCCGGGUGAAGGAGGUGUCCCUGACUGACUACGUCUCAAGUGAACGUGUCCGGGAGGAAGGGCAGCUGAUCCUGUUACAGAAUGUCUCCAAUCGCACCUGGGACUGUGUCCUGGUCAGCCCGAGGAACCCACAGAGCGGCUUCCGGCUCUUCCAACUGGAGUCUGAGGCAGACGCCCUGGUGAACUUCCAGCAGUUCUCCUCCCAGCUGCCGCCCUUCUACGAGAGCUCUGUGCAGGUCCUGCAUGUGGAGGUGCUUCAGCACCUGACCGACCUCAUCCGGAACCACCCCAGCUGGACAGUGACACACCUAGCCGUGGAGCUCGGCAUCCGGGAGUGCUUCCAUCACAGCCGCAUCAUCAGCUGUGCCAACAGCACAGAGAAUGAGGAGGGCUGCACCCCACUACAUCUGGCCUGCCGCAAGGGUGACAGUGAGAUCCUGGUGGAGCUGGUACAAUACUGCCACGCCCAGAUGGAUGUCACUGACAACAAAGGAGAGACUGCCUUCCAUUACGCUGUGCAAGGGGACAAUCCCCAGGUGCUACAGCUCCUAGGGAAGAACGCCUCAGCCGGCCUGAACCAGGUAAACAACCAAGGGCUGACUCCACUGCACCUGGCCUGCAAGAUGGGAAAGCAGGAGAUGGUGCGCGUCCUGCUGCUCUGUAAUGCCCGCUGCAACAUCAUGGGGCCCGGUGGCUUCCCCAUCCACACAGCCAUGAAGUUUUCCCAGAAGGGGUGUGCUGAAAUGAUUAUCAGCAUGGACAGCAACCAGAUCCACAGCAAGGAUCCUCGCUACGGAGCCAGCCCACUCCAUUGGGCCAAGAACGCCGAGAUGGCCCGAAUGCUGCUGAAGCGGGGCUGUGACGUGGACAGCACUAGCUCCUCAGGGAACACAGCCCUGCAUGUGGCGGUGAUGCGCAACCGCUUUGACUGUGUCAUGGUGCUGCUGACCUACGGGGCUAAUGCAGGUGCCCGCGGAGAGCACGGGAACACGCCACUGCACCUGGCCAUGUCGAAAGAUAACAUGGAGAUGGUCAAAGCCCUCAUUGUAUUUGGGGCAGAAGUGGACACCCCAAACGACUUUGGGGAGACUCCUGCAUUGAUAGCCUCCAAGAUCAGCAAGCUGAUUACCAGGAAGGCGCUCUUGACUCUGCUGAAAACGGUGGGGGCCGACCACCACUUUCCAAUCAUCCAGGGGGUCUCCACGGAGCAGGGCUCUGCAGCUGCAACUCACCCCCUCUUCUCUCUGGACAGGACUCAGCCCCCAGCGAUCAGCUUAAACAACCUAGAGCUUCAGGAUCUCAUGCCCAUCUCUCGAGCCCGGAAGCCAGCGUUCAUCCUGAGCUCCAUGAGGGACGAGAAGCGGAGUCACGACCACCUGCUCUGCCUGGACGGAGGGGGCGUGAAAGGCCUGGUCAUUAUCCAGCUUCUCAUCGCCAUCGAGAAGGCCUCGGGAGUGGCCACCAAGGACCUCUUCGACUGGGUGGCAGGAACCAGCACAGGGGGCAUCCUGGCCCUGGCCAUUCUGCACAGUAAAUCCAUGGCCUAUAUGCGUGGUGUGUACUUCCGUAUGAAGGACGAGGUGUUUCGGGGCUCACGGCCCUAUGAGUCUGGGCCCCUGGAGGAGUUCCUGAAGCGGGAGUUUGGGGAGCACACCAAGAUGACAGAUGUCAAAAAACCCAAGGUGAUGCUGACAGGGACACUGUCUGACCGGCAGCCAGCAGAGCUCCACCUAUUCCGGAAUUACGAUGCUCCCGAAGCCGUUCGAGAGCCCCGCUGCAACCAAAACAUUAACCUGAAGCCACCGACUCAGCCUGCAGACCAACUGGUAUGGCGUGCAGCCCGGAGCAGUGGGGCAGCCCCAACCUAUUUCCGGCCCAAUGGACGCUUCCUGGAUGGAGGGCUGCUGGCCAACAACCCCACACUGGAUGCCAUGACUGAAAUCCAUGAGUACAAUCAGGACAUGAUCCGCAAGCUCCCACAGGGAGCAGCUGCAGGACCUGGCCAGGAUGGAACCUGGGUCUGCUCCUGCUGCUCCUGCUGCUCCUGCUGCUCCUGCUGCUCCUGCUGCUCCUGCUCCUGCUGCUGCUGCUGCUCCUGCUGCUCCUGCUGUUCCUGCUGCUGCUGCUGCUCCUGCUGCUCCUGCUGCUCCUGCUGCUCCUGCUGCUCCUGCUGCUGCUGCUGCUCCUGCUGCUCCUGCUGCUGCUGCUGCUCCUGCUGCUCCUGCUGCUCCUGCUGCUCCUGCUGCUGCUCCUGUUGUUCCUGCUCCUGCUCCUGCUCCUACUCCCUCUCCUACUCCCGCUCCAGGGUCUUAUCUGUCCCUCACAGCCCUCUGCCCAGCCUCGGUCCUGUUCUGACUCCUAUCCCUACCUGUGGGAAGUCCUCUCUGACCACCCUUUCUUGCUCAUCCCAGGGCCAGGGCAACAAGGUGAAGAAACUCUCCAUAGUCGUUUCUCUGGGGACAGGAAAGUCCCCUCAAGUGCCUGUAACCUGUGUAGAUGUCUUUCGUCCCAGCAACCCUUGGGAACUGGCCAAAACUGUUUUUGGAGCCAAGGAACUGGGCAAGAUGGUCGUGGACUGUUGCACAGAUCCAGAUGGGCGGGCUGUGGAUCGGGCCCGGGCCUGGUGCGAGAUGGUCGGCAUCCAGUACUUCAGACUGAACCCCCAGCUAGGGUCCGACAUCAUGCUGGACGAGGUCAGUGAUGCAGUGCUGGUCAACGCCCUCUGGGAGACCGAGGUCUACAUCUAUGAGCACCGAGAGGAGUUCCAGAAGCUUGUCCAGCUGCUGCUGUCUCCCUGAGCUCCCGGGGCCUGCCAGCACACUGAGGGCCAAGCUGGGCCUGGCAGCUCCAUGUCCAUCUGACACUAGGACUCAGAGCACAAACCGGUUCCCACGAGGCACCUCUCCUGGUCCAUCUGCACUUUACUACUCGAGGCUGAAAGCCCAGAGUUCCCCUCAGCCCCUUUCCCUGACUAUGAAGGACAACUGACUCCAUCAAGGACCCCACAUAUCAGAGAUCAACACUACGGUGCCAGUGGUCCCAGGCUCCCUGGCCACUGCUGCUCACCCCUUCUGCCCACCCCCUGAUGUCAGGGACUAGAGAAAAGGGGUUCCACCCUAUCCUAGUGGAAUCCAGGCUAAUGGCAUCCAGCGCCAUUCGACUUUGCCCCUCGCACCUGCCAGCCUCUCCACCCUGCCGCCACCGCACUAGGAGCCCUCCUAGCUCCCAAAGGUCAACCCUGUGCAUGUGCUCUUCUCUGGAAGGAGAGUGGGGAGGGGCUCAGGGCCACCUCAACUGUGAAAUAAACGGGUUUACACUCAA